AGCUUUAGGAAUGUGAUGACGGUUACACGCUGGCGCCAUUGGGAGCUUGUUUUGUGACGUCGGAAAGAUCUGUGUCUGUGCGGAACCUAUGAAGACGACAAGGAGCUGACGGCGUUGCUAACAUGUUGACCGCUCCUUGGAUUUGCUGUACCAGGGCUGUGAGUUCGGUCGGCUGUACGGCUAAAGGCUGGACUCACUUCAGAAGAAUUGGAAAAUAUGCUGGGCCAGUUAUUGCAGGUGGCUGCAUAUUCAUUUCCUAUGAAAUUUUGGUACUGGGAGAAAGUGUGACUCUUGGUACGCAGGCUGUUGAACAAGAAAAGCUGAAAUCGUACGUCUAUGUGUACCCUAUUCUACGAGAAAAACAAGGAUUGGAGGGAAUUACAAGCAAAGCCAAAAAAGAACUACAAAGGACUGUCAGAAGACUGGUGCAAACCACAGCUGAGAUUUUCUCGUUGCCACUAGAUGAGCGUUACUUGAGACAGGACGUGGAAAGCCAUGAUUCUGAUUUGUGGCUUCUUCUAAAACGGACUCAGUCUGCAGUUAAAGCAGUACGUCUGCAGGCUGUUCAGGAACUGGCAAAGAAACAUCACUGGCAUGAUUAUAAAUACAGAACACUGGCCCAAGCAUUUGAUCAGAAAACAAGCAUCGGGCUAGCCAGAUGUCAAGAUGUUGACUUACGGUUUUUUUUACAUCCUCCUUCACCAAAAGUAAUUGAGAACUCCUGCAUUGAAGAUGAGCUCAGAAAUCUGCUGGCAGCUCUACCACAAUCUGAAGUGGAUCAGUGUGUGCAAUACUUUACUUCUCUUGCUCUACGAGAAAGUAAUCAGUCUUUAUCAGCACAAAGGGGAGGCUUAUGGUGUUUUGGGGGAAAUGGGCUUCCAUAUGCACAGAGCCUAAGCUCUGUUCCAUCUGAGAAGGUUGAAUCAUUUUGUCUUCAAGCACUCGCUGAACAUUCUAAGGUUCCGAGCCACUGUGACAAGAUUGUAAUGAAUGGAGGUCUGCAGUUGCUUCAGAAAAUAUAUCAGCUGCGUCAAGAUUGUCCGAAAAUUCAAAGAAAUAUCAUUCGAACAAUUGGAAAUUUGGCUUUACAUGAACAUCUUCACUCAGCUUUGGCACAGUCAGGAUGGAUCGGUAUACUUGCUGAAGGAAUGAAAUCACCACAUGUUAUUCAGGCUUCACAUGCGGCAAGAGCCUUGGCUAAUUUUGACAGGGACACCGUGAAAGAAAAGUAUGAGGAUGGAGUGUACAUUCUUCAUCCUCAGUAUAGAACCAGUGAGCCAAUCAAAGCAGAUGUUCUUUUUAUCCAUGGUCUGCUGGGGGCAGCUUUCAAAACAUGGCGACAGAAGGACCAAAGUGAUAUGGAGGAUAAGGAUGCUAAUUACACAGCAUGUUGGCCAAAGACCUGGUUGACUGCAGACUGCCCCAAUCUCAGGAUAUUGUCAGUGGAGUAUGACAGCCACCUUAGCGACUGGAGAUCCAAGUGCCCUGUGGAGAAUGAAAGGAAAUCCAUGGCUUACAGGGGUCGGGAACUGUUGACUAAACUGAAAGCUGCAGGUGUUGGGGAUAGGCCAGUGGUGUGGGUAGCACAUAGUAUGGGAGGCUUGCUAGUCAAAAAGAUGCUUUUAGAUGCUUCAGAGGAUCCUGAAAUGAGGUCAGUGGUUCAGAAUACUCGAGGGAUUGUAUUUUACAGUGUACCUCAUCGUGGAUCACGCUUAGCAGAGUACUCUGUCAGUGCCCGUUUUCUACUGUUUCCCUCUAUUGAAGUCAAAGAACUUAGUAAGGAUUCACCUGCUUUGAGAGAGCUGAACGAUAAUUUCACCAGAUUCAUACGGGAACACAAUGUCAACAUAUUGAGCUUUGGAGAAAUGUUACCAACAUGCAUCGGCAGCAUGAUAAAACUGCAUGUGGUGCCUCCAGCUUCAGCAGACUUGGGAUUUGGGGAUUUUAUUCCCUUGAAUGUUAAUCAUCUAAAUAUUUGCAAACCUGGAAGCAGAAAUUCCUUCCUUUACCAACGGAGUCUGAAAUUUAUAAAAGAUUCUCUGGAAAAAGAAUUCAAAAGGCUCACCACUCUUUGGGUGAAGAAAUGUCUCAUCUCCCUCGUUCUGGACACACCUGCCAACUGUAAUUGCAGCUACUAUUUUCAUAUUGCACACUUUUGGUUUCGAACUCAAUGGAAGGCAAUCGAGAGCACUUCUCAGCCAGUGGCUUCCAGUCUCUGCCUAUAUGUGUUGGAAGUAAUCAGGUUAAAAGGAACUGCAGAAAUACGAUCAGAUGCUGAUGUAGCAGACAGAGUUUCUGUGAAAAUGUACUGUGGCUGAACCAGCAUUAACCCUGAGGUCUUAUUUGGAAGUGUAAUGAGAAGAUGACCCCAUACUACAGUGAGAAAAACAAAGUAAUGGAGUCGAGUCAAGGAUGGGAAUAAAGCGUAGCCUUCAGAGAGGAGAUACAAUGACAUCUGGGAAG
This is a messenger RNA of Stegostoma tigrinum, 2463 nucleotides long. RefSeq names its product serine active site containing 1 (gene serac1). The transcript has 18 exons. The record is from RefSeq and is a predicted model, not a curated record. Lineage: Eukaryota; Metazoa; Chordata; Chondrichthyes; Orectolobiformes; Stegostomatidae. Bases 123 to 2318 code for a protein of 731 amino acids.